Molecule: messenger RNA, 1751 nt
Organism: Spea bombifrons (plains spadefoot toad)
Lineage: Eukaryota; Metazoa; Chordata; Amphibia; Anura; Pelobatidae
Gene: EIF4A1
Product: eukaryotic translation initiation factor 4A1
Exons: 11
Coding region: 34-1254 (406 amino acids)
Biological process (GO): cytoplasmic translational initiation
Cellular component (GO): cytoplasmic stress granule
Molecular function (GO): RNA helicase activity; translation initiation factor activity; ATP binding
Source: RefSeq, a predicted model, not a curated record
UCGCCGGCUUCGAGAAAGCUUCCGCUCCGAAGAAUGUCUGCGAGCUACGAUAACCGACCCAGAGACAAUGGACCUGAAGGCAUGGAGCCCGACGGUAUCAUUGAGAGUAACUGGAAUGAAGUGGUGGACAGUUUCGAUGACAUGAACCUGUCCGAGUCUCUUCUCAGAGGAAUCUACGCCUAUGGUUUCGAGAAACCGUCUGCGAUCCAGCAGCGCGCUAUCCUACCUUGUAUCAAGGGUUACGAUGUGAUUGCUCAGGCCCAGUCCGGAACUGGGAAAACCGCCACGUUCGCCAUUUCAAUCCUCCAACAAGUGGAACUGGACAUGAAGGCGACCCAGGCCCUGGUCCUGGCUCCGACCCGUGAGUUGGCCCAGCAGAUCCAGAAAGUAGUCAUGGCUCUGGGCGACUACAUGGGCGCCUCCUGCCACGCGUGCAUCGGUGGCACCAACGUCCGGGCCGAGGUACAGAAGCUGCAGUCGGAAGCGCCGCACAUCAUCGUGGGGACCCCCGGCAGAGUGUUCGACAUGUUAAACCGGCGCUAUCUCUCUCCCAAGUACAUUAAAAUGUUUGUCCUGGACGAGGCCGACGAGAUGCUGAGCAGAGGUUUCAAGGACCAAAUCUACGAUAUUUUCCAGAAGCUGAGCAGCAACGCCCAGGUGGUCCUGCUCUCGGCCACCAUGCCUGCCGAUGUGCUUGAAGUGACAAAGAAGUUCAUGCGCGACCCAAUCCGUAUCCUGGUCAAGAAGGAAGAGCUGACCCUGGAGGGUAUUAGGCAGUUCUACGUCAACGUGGAGAGAGAGGAGUGGAAGCUGGACACGCUCUGUGAUCUGUACGAGACCCUCACUAUCACUCAGGCCGUCAUCUUCAUCAACACUCGCAGGAAGGUGGACUGGCUGACGGAGAAGAUGCACGCCCGGGACUUCACCGUGUCGGCCCUGCACGGCGACAUGGACCAGAAGGAAAGAGACGUGAUCAUGCGCGAGUUCCGGUCCGGAUCCAGCCGUGUUCUGAUCACCACUGAUCUGCUGGCCAGAGGCAUUGAUGUGCAGCAGGUCUCCCUGGUUAUCAACUACGACUUGCCAACCAACAGAGAAAACUACAUCCACAGGAUUGGCCGAGGCGGCCGUUUCGGUAGGAAAGGAGUCGCCAUUAACAUGGUGACCGAAGAGGACAAGCGCACUCUUAAAGACAUUGAGACUUUCUACAACACCACAAUCGAGGAGAUGCCAAUGAACGUGGCGGACCUCAUCUAACCCCCCGGCCGUGGGCAGGGUGAAAAAAAAAACGAAAUCUAAAAAAAAGCAAAAGCAUAAAAUAAAAAAAACCUUUUCUGCCGACUCCCAGUAUCCCAUGGGGGGCGCCGCGGAAACUGAGUACCCAGCAUGGUUUAACGCCCGCUACCGCCCGGGCUGCACCCAUUAACCCCUGUAUGAACGUUAAAUGAUUUAUAUAUUUUUUUUUGUUUCAAAUAAAUGUUAUUUUGAGGUUAUUGUGGCCGUAAAGAAAUAAACUGGUUCUUGUCUUUCCUUCUCUGAAGUGAACACUAAUGCCCCGCUCCCCGCCUUUUCCCACCAAAUCAGUGGACCAAAUGCUACCCCCCUCCCCCGCCCCAACAAUCAGGCAGCUCAAUUUGAACUUUUUUACAAAAAAAUCCCCCUGGUAAAAGAAAAAAAAUAGCUAAAGUUGUUAAACGCCAUUUUAUUUGCAUUUCUGUAUAGUAUUUAUUAAAUAAAAGUCAUUUUGCAACAUA